Molecule: messenger RNA, 462 nt
Organism: Funneliformis geosporum
Lineage: Eukaryota; Fungi; Glomeromycota; Glomeromycetes; Glomerales; Glomeraceae
Source: the annotation of a GenBank genome assembly
AUGCCACUAUCUACGUUUAAGACCAGAUUAGUAAAUAUAUUAUCCAAUACUCUCAAAGGUACAUCAAAAUUUGGGAUCGAGAAUAUUAGUGCUUUCCCACUUCGAGGGUAUCAUACAGAGAAAAAAUCAUAUAUACGUGUUAUUACUUGGAAUCAAUUUGACCGGUAUAAUGCGUUAAAGGCAGUUCGUGAAGUCGGUAUCUGUACAGCUUCUGAUGAUCUAACCCCAAUAUAUUAUUACCGCAAAGUAGCCUGUGAAAAAAGAUUACCUCUUUCAAGUUGGGCAACGUUAAGUAAUUAUUUCCACGAAUAUAUUCAAGGAGGUACUUAUCUCUUCCAAGUUUCUAUGAAUAAUUACAAUCCAACAAGUGAGGAUGAUUAUAAUAAUCUAUUAUUCUCCUUAGCACUUUCACAGGAUCGCACUCUAGUCCUUACAUGGGACAUAGAGACAUACAGUUCAUGA